AUGGCCAUGGCGAAGGCAGCUGCGCGCGGGAGGACUUUCAAGUCCAUCGAGGAGUGCGUGGCGGCUCUGGGGCGCCUGGAGGACGCCGAGCCGCAGACCCGGGCGCUCUGCGAAAUGAACCUCGAGUUCUUCCGGCCACUGGGGAUCCCCAAAAAGGGCGACUGGCUGGCGGAGAAGAAGGAGUCUGGACAGACCUACAGCACCUACAGCCGGCGCAUGAAGCCGCCCCUGACCCCCAGCAAGCACACGGACACCGUCCUGCUGGUACCUUUCGGCAAAAGCUUCGGUGAGGGUGUGGCGCAAGUUUUCCUGCCACAUCUGGUGGAGUACUGCCGGGCCUUUUUUGUGGGUAUGGAGGUGGUGUGUGUGGAGAAGCCGCUGUCGUUGGCCAAGAUGCAGAAGAGGAGCAACGACUUCGGCCAUGACCAGUUCCUCAUCGGCGACAUUUUCGAGGCAUUGAACACCCAGACGCGGUCCUAUCGCAAGGCCUACUGCCGCCUGGGCAUUACCAUGGAAGACAUCUACCCCGGAGAGGAGUGGAAUUACGUCUUCGGGCAGGCCAAGCCUCUGGAGCGCGUGGGGGUCUUCUCCUUCGCGCGGCACUCGCCCUACUUCUACAGUGGGCUUCAUGCUUCCCAGGUGCCAUCUCUCAAGGAGGGCGCUGGGUGGCUACGAGCAAGUAUGCACACCAUGGUCCACGAGACCUGCCACAUGUUCGGGAUUCUGCACUGCGUCUACUUCCAAUGCCUCAUGAACGGCAACAACGGGCCUGGGGACUCCGCGGGCCGCCAUAGCCCCUUCGGAACCAAAAAGUGGGGGAGGCGAGGAGUUUCUGAGCGGGGAAGGGGUCGGGGGGGAGCAGGGGGCAGGGCGGGCGGGGGGGGGGGGGGGGUGGGGGUUGGCGGGACCAAAUCAAAAGGCAAACCCUUGGCAACAGCGAGUCGACCGGGUCUUACCCUCAAAAGUGUUACUUUCCGCUCCCAAUUGUAG
This is a messenger RNA of Effrenium voratum, 990 nucleotides long. The record is from the annotation of a GenBank genome assembly. NCBI's taxonomy places the organism in Eukaryota, Dinophyceae, Suessiales, Symbiodiniaceae.